AAACAUUAUCAAACACCCUUUGUUACUCGUUAGCAUUUCCCAUAUACAAAUACAACUAGCCAACUCUAAUUAACUGGAAUUUCAAAAAUGAUUUUUCCUAUCUUCCUCACCUUUUCUCUACUAAUUUCUCUCUCUUUCGCUAACACGGUUUCCAAUUAUUGUGUUGGAGAUCUAAGCCUACCAAGUGGACCGGCAGGGUACUCAUGUAAGGAUCCUGCAAAGGUCACGGUAGAUGAUUUUGUUUAUUCUGGUUUGAGGGUUGCAGCUAACACUACAAACCUUUUCAAAUUCGGUGGAAAUAAUGCAUUCACUGCUCAAUUCCCGGGUUUAAAUGGUAUGGGCCUUUCUAUAGUACGAGUAGAUAUGGAAGUAGGUGGAUAUUUCCCGAUCCACACUCAUCGUGUGCCGGAAUUAUUCACCUUAGUAGAAGGAACGAUAGUUGCUGGAUUUAUCGACUCAUUCAACACCCCAUUUUAUAAAACUCUAAAUAAGGGAGACAUCAUGAUCUUCCCACCAACAUUAAUCCAUUUCGCGAUAAAUGUAGGAUCAACCCCAGUUCUUGCGUAUGCAACCUUUUCAAGUGAGAAUCCUGGUGUUCAAUUAAUUGACACUGCUCUCUUCCGAAACAACAUGCCCUCGGAUUUGGUUCAGAAGAUCACUUUGCUUGACCCUGCACAAGUAACAAAGCUCAAGAAUCUCUUUGGUGGCACUAAUUAAAUUGUUAAUUAGAUAUAAAUCUCAUUCAUAUUUUAUAUCUGUAAUAAACUAAUAAUAAUCUCUUUCUAGCAAUGUUGGCUGUUAUUUUUCUAUAUGAUAAAUGCGUAAGAGCAUAUUAUAUAUAGCUGUAUUAUCAAAGAGUCCAUUUGAACAUUGUGUUGUCGACUUCGAUUGUUUCAAUAGAUAAAUUGGUGCCUUCUGAAACUCAAAGCUGCACUUGCACAUA
Molecule: messenger RNA, 943 nt
Organism: Beta vulgaris subsp. vulgaris (sugar beet)
Lineage: Eukaryota; Viridiplantae; Streptophyta; Magnoliopsida; Caryophyllales; Amaranthaceae
Product: auxin-binding protein ABP19a
Exons: 1
Coding region: 88-717 (209 amino acids)
Cellular component (GO): cell wall
Molecular function (GO): manganese ion binding
Source: RefSeq, a predicted model, not a curated record